ACGGAGAACUUCCUGUUUAUCUCGCCAAUCCCACUUCCUAGUUUUGGUGGGAUGAGUUAAUGAACUGGGCCCUGUUUGCUUUAUCGAAACACAAUCAGCUGACUUUGGACUAGGCUACAUCAUUCUGACAGUUACAGUUAGCCAAGCUGGGUAACAAGGAACUCGCUUCUGUCUCAGGAUUAACACAACGCGUUGUGGUUACAUACCAGGUCAGUGUCGUGCUGAGGGUUAUAUACUGUGCAUGGCUGGUGUGAUGGACAAGCUGCGGAAGAAGAACAAAGCUUCUGGACCUGCAUCAGAAUGGUCCAGGACAGGAAGCUUCCUGAACAAACCCGAGAUAGGGUGGAUCCACCCGGAUCAACAGCUGGAGCCUGAUGCAGGAAUCUGCUAUGGUGUCAGGUACAUUGGUUGUAUAGAAGUGAAAGAAUCAAUGAAAUCUUUGGACUUUGAAACAAGAACAACACUCACAAGAGAAGCAAUCAACAGAGUAACAGAAGCAGCUGGACUCAAAACAGCAUCCAAGAAACGAAAGGUAGAAAAGAAGAUACUGAAAAUGAUCGGCGACAAUCCAUACAUGCAGUAUGCAGGAUCUAAUGUCAAUCUUACUAUCACUGUGGAGUCCAUUAAUCUUAUGGUCAUGGAGUCAGGGGAGAUUAUUGCUGACCAUCCCAUGCAGGUUGUGUCGUUUGCCUCAGGAGGAGAUGCUGAAACAUUAGAUUUUGUGGCCUACGUUGCCAAGGAUCCCCAGAAGGGCCGAGCUUGUCAUGUGCUCGAAUGUGGAGGUGGACUGGCGGAGGACGUUGUCACCACAGUUGGGCAAGCCUUCGAGCUCCGCUUCAAGCAGUACCUCAAGAAACAGCCUAAGGCUGUACAGCUACCAGACAGACGGGAGAAUUCUAGUUUUGACAAAAGUAAAUGGGGUGACGAGGAGGAGUACUACAACGACCACCCUGGGGCCUGUCCCCCCUCACCCCCUAUUCCUGAGGUCCCCCCAGUACCUGAGUACAAGUCCCCUACCAAUGUACCGGUUGGUCUGUAUGCAUCGGUGAAAGAUCGCAGUGAGAAUGGUCUGUAUUCUGAGACCCGUGAGGGACAGCUUAUAGAUCUGACAACAUAUGACAACACAGGAGCUGCAUCAGCUUCAGAUCGUCUGUUUGAUGACACGGUGUAUGACAACAAGGAGAAUGGUGUCAUCUAUGACAACAAAAACAAUGUCAUGGCAGAAAUGAAUGAAGAAGGAAAAGCUGCUGAUCCUUUCAAUUUGGGUCAGUUUGAUUCGAACCUGCCCAAGUCCCCUGUGACAGACACUGUUCCAGCAGCAGGUGCUCUCAAGUCCUCUAAUGGUACUGUCAGCUCUCCACCAAUAUUUGAAGAGUGGUUCCAUGGCAACAUUGGCAGGAAGCAGGCUGAAGAGCGACUGGAGCAUGACGGUGACUUCCUUGUUCGAGAGAGCAGUAACAGUCCCGGGCAGUAUGUGCUGAGUGGUAGACAGAACGGGCUAGUCAAACAUCUGCUUCUUGUUGACCCAGAGGGAGUGGUGAGAACAAAAGACUUCAUAUUUGACAGUGUGACCCAUCUCAUAACGUACCACCGACAAAAUAAUCUACCUAUUGUCACGCAAGGCAGUGAGCUCUUGCUUGUUCGAACCAAUGAAAAUAGCAUUUCAGCAAUUUAAUGUCAUUGCUGAAACCAGCAGUAUUGCUAAACAGGAGAGUGGAAGUAUUAAGUUGUCUUCCAGUAAGUGUAAGCCAAAUGUAAACCAUCUUGUAUGAACUAAAUGUAAACCCCUCGUGAUUUAUGCCAUGUUAACACUGUGUGAUUCAAAUACUGACAGUAAACCAUUUGUGUACAUCAUAAUACAAACAGGAAUACUAACCUUGUAUAUACCAUAUGGUAUACAGUUCAUGUGGGAAUCAUGGUUUAACAAAUCGGUGUAUACCAUACUCUGAUCAAGUGGAUGGACUUUCAUGUUUUAAACCAUGGUUUAAAACUAUGGUGCCACUAUUGGUUUGCCUGUAUGUUUGAAACUGUUGCUUGACAAUCUGGUUCCAGUCAUUGUUGACCAUGUUUUAGACUACGGUUUGACACUAUGUGAGCCAUGAUACAACAAUGUUUGUUAUCGUUGUUUAACUGUGGGGUAAAAUCACAACUGUGUAUGUCCAGGGAUGCGACUUCACCUGAAGCAUUAUCUAUCACAAAAGACUAAGACUAAAAUUUUGGGACAGUCCUUAAAAGGUCUGAAAUUCGACUAGCCCUCAGGAUAUCUUUUAUGUCACACAAUCUGACAUGGGCAAGUUGCAUCCCUGGUACCCAAGAGGGGUGGUUGAAGCUGUUCAAGAAUAUGCAGGCUGGAACUGUGUGUGUUUGUGCAGCAGUAGAACCACAUACUGAGUACUGAAGUUUGACCUUUGAUGAGUGUGCAUAGCAUAGGUAUACAUCAGGCACUCAAAGAUGGAAGCCAAAAUCUUCAGCCGUACAUCGUUGUCAACUGGCUUUGGAUACUGGUUUUAAACAACAAAUAUUGCAAUGAUACUUUUGAGAAGUUCUUCAGCCCUAAUCAUUUAAUGUGCUUGACGUUCUAUCCUGCUUCCUGUUGCUGAGCAACAAGGAAAACGCCCAGUGUCUCCUGCUGACCUCCCAGUGGUGUUGUCUGGGUCAGGUCAGUGGUCAAGUGGUUCGGCUCGUCAUCACACCUGCACAGGUGUGGCUAUAACGAUUACAUCAAAGGGUCACAUACUCAUGUUUCUCUAACUUCAGUAUUCCUGCUGUGUGCAAAUGAGGACUGUAACCAACUGAUUUCUGUGUUAAGCAUUAUAUGUCUUUGUCUGGUGUAUUUCAUACACUUUCUUUGUUAUUGGACUUGUCAUAUUUUUACUUUUACACUCUUUGACAUGUUGUCAGUGAUCAUGCAGGCAUCACUGCUCUUUCCAUUUUUAGAUUUUAUUACAUCGAGUCCUUCAGUAUAGGUAAAAUGGACUUUUUAGUCCAACACUAAACAGUAUUGUUGACACAAUUUUUUAGACUAUUUACAAUGGCUCCAACUGCACUAAAUAUUGUACAGAUUUGACUGAUUGUUUUGUGUUGAGGUCUCCAUGCAGCUGACUGUACAUUGUGACAUAUUGUCAAAGAAGAGUAGAAAGUAUUUUGGGAAAUAUGAUGUGGUUUGGAGAACACUUAGAUACUCAGAUGUACUGCAUGAAUAGGCAUAAUGUUUAUGAUCUUGAUGUGAAUAGGUGAAAACUGGUGAUUGAGCACAAAUCCCUCUCUCAAAAUGAGCUCAGGCCCAAAGCAUAUUAGUGUCUCUUAUAUUUGAUGAUCUCUCGUUUCGUAUCAGAAGCAAAUUAUAUGAUGAUAUUGUACCUCCAAAUUGCCAGUACAAGAUGACUUGAUGGUGUACAUUUCAGGGUUAAGUCAAUCAUGACAGAAAUAGGGUUAAAGGUUUCAUCAUCUGGGAAGUCAUUGUGCAGUUGAUAGAGCUGAAUUUUAAUUAGUAUCUCUAGAUGUCAUUGAUUGUUUGAUGAUAGUAACUGAUAAAAAGAUGAGCGUGGUUGAUUGAGGCAAAUAUUCACGCACAUUUACAAUUUCCAUAUUUUGUUUUGAGUAUUGCUUGUAUGUUUUUUUAACAUAAUAAUUUAUUCAAAGAAGCAUUCCAGCUGUAGUGAUUGCGGAAAUUCUCACAAGUAUGUUUAGUGUUUGAGACUAUUACAAACUGAGGUACACACCACAGUAAACAGUUGAGCCUUGUGGUGUAGAUUAGAUAAAGACGUUAUAGAGGUUUGUUUAAUAGUCAACCAUGUUUAUGGAUUAGUUUAGGAUUCACAUGUUGAUUUUAUCAAUUACAAGGUGAAGUUGGUGUUAUGUUCAUGGAUUGCCAUCAUAAUGAUAUAGAGACAGCUUCAUGGCAUGAACAAUAUGUGGGGAGUGUGUAGGAAGGGGGAGAGUGUGGGAGUGGGGAGGGGAGAGUCAGAGGAAGUGCAUAAAGUCAGGGUCACAAACAAACAGAAAUAAAUCAUGGUGGAAACACUGGGACAUUUUUUUACAUAUGAUAAGUUGUGUCAGUCAAAUGUGUAUUUUUGUGUAUACCAA
This is a messenger RNA of Haliotis rubra (blacklip abalone), 4086 nucleotides long. RefSeq names its product SHC-transforming protein 1-like. NCBI's taxonomy places the organism in Eukaryota, Metazoa, Mollusca, Gastropoda, Lepetellida, Haliotidae. Gene Ontology annotation, biological process: intracellular signal transduction; cell surface receptor protein tyrosine kinase signaling pathway. The transcript is spliced from 14 exons. Gene Ontology annotation, cellular component: plasma membrane. Gene Ontology annotation, molecular function: receptor tyrosine kinase binding. The record is from RefSeq and is a predicted model, not a curated record. Bases 242 to 1675 code for a protein of 477 amino acids.